This is a messenger RNA of Lytechinus variegatus (green sea urchin), 3324 nucleotides long. RefSeq names its product glucose-6-phosphate isomerase-like. Gene Ontology annotation, molecular function: monosaccharide binding; carbohydrate derivative binding; glucose-6-phosphate isomerase activity. The record is from RefSeq and is a predicted model, not a curated record. The transcript is spliced from 14 exons. Gene Ontology annotation, biological process: glycolytic process; gluconeogenesis; glucose 6-phosphate metabolic process. Gene Ontology annotation, cellular component: cytosol. Bases 77 to 1744 code for a protein of 555 amino acids. NCBI's taxonomy places the organism in Eukaryota, Metazoa, Echinodermata, Echinoidea, Temnopleuroida, Toxopneustidae.
GCUUCAAUGCUUAGCUCUCUCACUUCCGCGUACAGUUUAUGAGAUAUCACUAUCAGAUAGCUCUUAGUUUUUCAUUAUGGCUUCGACAUUUUUGACGGAAGAUCCUGCUUACAAAAAUCUCCAGGCAUGCUACGACCGAAUUGGAAGCAAAAUGAGCCUUAAUGAGCUGAUGAAUUCCGACCCGAAACGAUUUGAAAAAUACAGUCGAUGUAUUCAAACGCCGGAAGGAGACUUUCUCCUUGAUUUUUCCAAAAACCUUGUGAAUGAUGAAGUCUUUGGUCUCCUAUUAAAGCUGGCUGAAGCCAGAGACUUACAGGGAGCUCGAGAUCGCAUGUUUACAGGAGAGAAGAUUAACUUCACUGAGGACAGGGCUGUGCUUCAUGUUGCCCUACGUAACCGUUCUAACACCCCUAUCAUGGUCAACGGCAAGGAUGUAAUGACGGAUGUUAAUGAAGUUCUUGGCCGUGUAAGGAGUUUUACAGAGUCUGUUCGUAGUGGUGCAUGGAAAGGAUACUCAGGAAAGGCUAUUACAGAUGCUGUCAACAUUGGUAUCGGAGGGUCAGAUCUUGGUCCAGUGAUGGUGACGGAGGCAUUGAAACCAUUCGCAGGACCACUCAAGGUUCAUUUUGUGUCCAACAUUGAUGGAACCCAUCUUGCUGAGGUCUUGAAGAAGGUCAAUCCUGAGACUACAAUCUUUAUUGUAGCAUCAAAGACAUUCACCACCCAAGAGACGAUCACCAAUGCUACCUCUGCAAAGAACUGGUUCUUGGAAACUGCCAAGGACCCUGCACACGUUGCCAAGCACUUUGUAGCUCUCUCCACCAAUGCUGAAAAGGUUUCAGCUUUCGGUAUUGACAAAAACAACAUGUUUGGAUUCUGGGAUUGGGUUGGUGGACGCUAUUCUCUGUGGUCAGCCAUUGGGACCACUAUCGCCCUUUACGUCGGCAUGGAUAACUUUGUGAAGCUUCUAGAGGGCGCUCACUUCGUGGACAAUCACUUCCGCACCGCUCCAUUGGACCAGAACAUCCCCGUCAUCAUGGGUCUGCUGGGAGUCUGGUACUCCAACUUCUUUGGUGCGGAGACUCAUGCCCUUCUCCCAUAUGAUCAGUACUUGCAUCGCUUUGCAGCCUACUUCCAGCAAGGUGACAUGGAAUCCAAUGGGAAGUAUGUUACCCGCGACGGACGACGUGUGGAAUAUAAAACUGGUCCCAUCGUAUGGGGAGAACCAGGAACUAAUGGCCAGCAUGCUUUCUAUCAACUCAUUCAUCAAGGUACUCGUCUGAUCCCAGCUGAUUUUAUUGCUCCUGUGGAGACCCAUAAUCCCAUCCAAGCAGGCUUACAUCACGAGAUCCUCUUGGCUAACUUCUUAGCUCAGACUGAGGCUCUGAUGAAAGGCAAGACUAAAGAAGAAGCACAGAAAGAACUAGAGGCUUCUGGGAUGUCCGCUGAAAAUAUCAAACUCAUUCUUCCACACAAGGUGUUUGAAGGCAACCGUCCAACCAACUCCAUCAUGUUCCAGAAACUAACACCUUUUACACUUGGAGUACUGAUUGCUAUGUAUGAACACAAGAUCUUCACUCAGGGAAUCAUAUGGAAUAUCAACUCAUAUGACCAGUGGGGGGUGGAGCUUGGCAAGCAGCUUGCGAAGAUCAUCCAACCCGAGCUCAAAGACGCCAACCCAGUAUCCACGCACGACUGCUCAACCAAUGGCCUUAUCAACUUCAUCAAGACUCACAGGAAGUAAGAGAGAAACCUGCCGAGCGAUCUCAACUCCCAUCUUUGAUGUGAAUUAGAUUGACCCCCUGAUGAUAAAAGCAAAGGUAAUAUUUAUGCAAUCUAGUCUCGAGACAAAGAUUUAAAAUCGAACAUAUUUUUGAAUGGUUAAUUAUGUAUUGAGAGAUUGGAUUAUUUGUGCUUUCCCAUAGAUCAGAUGAUUUUAUGAUAUAUUGUCUUGCUAUUCUCAAAAGAUAUCAGUACUUCCUACCAUUUGUAUUACUCUUUUCAAAAGAGAAUAAUUUUGUUUUUGUUUUGUAGAAUAUAUGCUAAUAUUGUAUACAGAGAUAAGGGCAUACAUUUAUGUUGAGUUGUUUAACAAAUGAUUUGUUUAUGAAGAUAUGGUUUUCAGGUGCAUGUUUUGUGGUUCUUAGAUUUUUAUUUAUUCAUGAAGCAUAAUGAUGUUAUGUAACCACAAUACAAUUGUAAUGGUUACUUAUAAGAAUAAUGAAACUUUUUAUUUUAUUCAAGAUAGUGAUCUUGUCUUAUCAAAUGGUCUGUCUCAUAAAGAAAUAGCUAUCUUAUCUUUUAUAAAAUGAGUUUGUCAUUUAUGUUUUACAUAGGUGCUAUGGAGUAACAUCCUAUUGAUUAAAUAUCCCAUGAGUGAUAUUUACCUCUAUUUUACUGAAAGUCUGUUUGACAGAAUGCAUAAUUAGUCAUCCACUUUGAUAUUUACGUUUCUUCUUUGUAUUAUUGAUCUAAUAGAAUUAGUAUACAGUAUUUGAGGGGUAAAAUUGGGUAUCUACAGUUUGUGAAAUUAUGAUAUGUAGGUAUGUAAAAUCAUGAAGGGUUUACAUUGCUUUUUACAUAAACUUACUAAAUAAUUAUUUUUUUUUGGUUUUAUUCCCCAAAUUUAGAGGUUUCUCUAUUUAAAGUAACACCCAAUAUUAUUUUCAACAACAAUUUUCGUUUGAAGAUAACCUUAACUUUAUCUAAUAUUUUAAAUGAAAAAAAAAUCCCACAGUCUAGGUCCAAUUUAAGGAGUAAACAUGCUCAACCAAUAGGAUCAACAGGAUUUAUAGGAUUUGUUUACAUUUUGAAAGCUUGGCAUGUAAAUAUUCCUGCAAGUAUAUAAAAGAUGAAAUGUUGUGCUUUUAUAGUUACUGUAGAAUUUUCAUGCUGUGCUUCCUAUGAUGGCUCUCUGAAUGAAAUAAAACGUAUCAAUGAAAUAAUAAUUUAAAGAGUGAAAUAGAAUAAUGUAUAUGUUCAAUUGUUGAUAAAACUAAGAAAUGUCACAUUAUUAUUCAUUGACUUCUUGAAGAUACAUGUAUUUCAAAAUAACAAUUUUAUUGUUUAGUCCAUCGUCACAAAAUCUGUUAGUUGACUUUUUUACUACACUGUGUAGUAGUCUCAGACAAGCCUCAGUCAUAUUUUGCUAGAAUUAUUUUACUGUGUUUACACCUUGGUACUGUAGUCACAAUGAAGAAAAUGAAGUUUAUAUUAUAAGAAAUUAUGUGUAUGAUAACAAUCUAUCAAUAAUUCAAGAACAUUUUAUACAAUGUAUUUUGUGCACCUUAAUCUCCUCAAUAAAACUACACGUAGUUUGAGAUA